ACCGGCACAUCCCGGCUCCUUCUUCCUCUGAGCAGCGGGGGUGGAGAGAGAGGGGCUGGGGGAGGUCCCCUCCGCCCCCGUCGGAGGGAGCGGAGCGAGGGGAAAGCAUGUGAAAAGUGUGCCUAUUUCUUCAGGUCUGUGGACGUGAGUUUUACAUUGGAGCUAGAGGCAGCAUUUUUGGCACUGCUUUGCAGAGUGGCUAGUUUAGUCCACCAUCCUAGAACAGCAGUUCAUUGUGUGCUUCAGUGAGCUACAGCUUCAGUUUUACAGAUACAGUGUGGUCCUGACAAGCUUCUUCUGGUGUCAGUAACAGACUUUUUACCAUGAGCAAUUCUACUCCAGCUACAGAUAAUGAGAAGAAAAAAAGUAAAGGAAACAGAUCGCCAUGUUCCCCUUCACGUGUCCUUCAUAUUCGUCAAAUUCCAAGUGGUGUUACUGGAGCAGAAGUCGUUUCAUUAGGCCUCCCUUUUGGCAAAGUAACCAAUCUCUUGAUGCUAAGAGGAAAAGGUCAGGCAUUUUUGGAAAUGGCUUCUGUAGAUGCUGCUGUUUCUAUGGUCAACUACUACACUCCUGCUACACCUCACCUCCACAAUCAGCCAGUUUAUAUUCAGUAUUCCAAUUACAAAGAACUUAGGACUGACAAUCAACAUAAUCAGGCUAGACCCCAAGCUGCAUUGCAAGGUGUGAAUGCUGUGCAGCAUGGAAACCCGGGUAUUACAAGUGCUCUUGCUGCUGAAGGUGGGGUCCUUCCAAGUCAUGGUUCUGUUCUUCGAAUCGUUGUUGAAAAUGUUUUUUACCCUGUCACUUUAGACAUACUGUAUCAGAUUUUCUCUAAAUUUGGCUUUGUCUUGAAGAUUGUCAUGUUCCAUAAGAACAAUCAAUUUCAAGCCUUGCUCCAAUUUGCUGAUGCAACGAACGCAUAUUAUGCCAAAAUGUCUCUGGAUGGCCAUAGUAUCUACACUGGGUGCUGCACUCUGCGUAUUGAUUUCUCCAAGUUAACUAAUCUAACGGUGAAGUACAACAAUGACAAAAGCAGGGAUUUCACUCGCAUUGACCUUCCUUUUGGUGAUGGCCAGCGAACCGUGGAGACAUCCUUAUCUACUCCCUUUGCCACCCAAAAUACCAUCUUUCCAUCAUAUACAGGGCCUCCUGGGUUUGCCCCAGCCUUGGGCUUUCCUCAAGGUGCAGGUCCUUCCAUUCCGCCUGUUCCUGGAGCACUUGGUCCUCUCACGGUCACCACGUCAGCAGCGCCUGGACACAUGACUAUUCCUGGUAUUCCAGGAAGCUCCGUUUUAUUAGUCAGCAACCUCAACCCUGAAGCCAUCACACCUUAUGGACUUUUCAUCCUAUUUGGUGUGUAUGGUGAUGUGCAUCGUGUGAAGAUCAUGUUUAAGAAAAGAGGAAUUGCUUUGGUUCAGAUGGCAGAUGCAAGCCAGGCUCAAUUAGCUAUCAGCUACUUGAACGGACAGAAGCUUUAUGGAAGGGUCAUGCGUGCUACUCUUUCAAAAUAUCAGACAAUUCAACUUCCUCGGGAGGGACAAGAGGACAAAGGUCUGACAAAGGACUACAGCAAUAGCCCUUUACAUCGCUUUAAAAAUCCUUGCUCUAAGAACUUCCAAAAUAUCUUUCCUCCAUCUGCCACCUUGCAUCUCUCAAACAUCCCGCCUUCUGUUACUGUCGAUGAUUUGAAGAAUCUUUUUACAAGUAAAGGAUCUACUGUGAGAGGCUUCAGAUUUUUCCAGAAAGAUUGCAAAAUGGCUCUUAUCCAGCUGGGCUCUGUGGAAGAAGCAGUUCAUGCUCUCAUUGAGCUUCACAAUCAUGACUUUGGAGAAAACCAACAUCUCAGAGUUUCCUUCUCAAAAUCUACAAUCUGAAUUUUCUGUGAACUUUCCCUUUAAGGCUGCAAAAUGGUUUAGUAAAAUCUUCAAACAGAGACUGAGACAACUGUGACCAACUCUGUCUCUUAAAAAAAACCUCAUUCAUACACAAAGAAUUAAGUGAUGAUUUUUUCUGAUUCUAGCUGCAAGUAUGUCAUACCUAGAAAGAUUCUUCUGUGAAAUAGUUUAGGAAAAAUAUUUAUCAUCAAAUUUCCUACUUAAAAUGGUAUUUUGAGAACGUUUUUUCAGCUUUUGUUUGAAAUCAGCCUUACAAAAAAAAAUUUAGAGUGCUCUUACAUAUACCAAACGAGUAUGUUUAGUGAAAUGGUAAAUGUACUCUGUGCAGAUUAAACACUAAUUUGAAUGUGAAAUAGUGCUCGGGUUUCUUGAAGAAAAGCAAACAGUAACUGUGAGUAUCCUCUAGGUAGUAUUUAUGUUACCAAGGUGUGUGUUCAUACUUUGGCAAAUCUUUACAAAUAACUUGUUUAUAAAAGUAAAAAGUCUGUGCUGUUCUUAUAGAUUAAAUUAUUAGAGAGAAGACAGCGCCUUCUCUCUGUGGAAUAAAAGGUGUUUGACAAGUUUCUUCAAGAUGUAUUGGAGAAUUAGGUUGACUUGACCAUGGGUUGGAACUUUGAUGUCCUAUUUCUACUAUGAAGGGAUAUGUAAUAGUACCUUGGAGAAAGUAAAACAAGAAAAUGGUCCUGAUUUAAAAUAAUCUUUUACAUUUCUCUAAAUAAUUAAGUGUUUGCAAUCUUACAGAAAAUAUUCAGGUCUAUGAUGGUUUCUCAAGUUUCUAAGAAGUUAUUUUUGCUAAGGUCAUCUUUCAGGGCAGAAAAAUUAAACCUCGAGAUUUUUUACCACUCUAAAGUCUAAUUCUUAAAUUACUGUGUAUUUACCUAAUUUCUUAUUAUGUGCCUUACUAUGUGUGUAUGAUACAAUAGAUUAGAGUGUUAUCUGACGUAUCUUGCAAAAAUAUUGUGGGCUUUGUGAAAAUUCUCCUCUUCCUCUUUUUUGAAAACGUUUUCCAUAAUACUUCAAGAUACAUUUUUUUUUAUUAAUUAACACUUUGAAUUCUAGUUCCUUGUGUUUUCUUAUGGAGAUUGCAUAUAGAUGGGAAUGAGGUUUCAUUCAUUGUGUAAUCACGUAGGGAUUCUUUAAAUUUACCUAGUUGCACUUCUCUGGUGGUAGUACUUCACCGAUAAAAAAUUCACACCCAGACAAAAUAAAUUAAAAAACCCAAACAAACCUAUAUAGGAAAGCCAAACAGCAAAUACAGUUCAGUUUCUGGACUUAGUCUAACUUUUUGAGAGACACUGGCUGUAUCAGAAUAUUCUCUUUCAGGUUUCUGCAUUUCUUUAUCAGUAUUAAACUUUAGGUAAUAGAAUGCUACCAUUCUUUCCUUUGUAAGUAUGUUUGAUACUGAAUCUUGGUUUCUCUUUGGGGAAUGAGCUGAGAUGCACUUAAGUUUGGUCAUGAGUGUACAGAUGAAUACUAAUGACUUCUGAUAGUAUUUUUAAGAGCUAAAUCUCAUUUUAAGGGCUUUUUUUUCUAGCAUUUUCUUUUACAUGAAUUAAUUGAAAAUAAAUUUAAUUUGACUUUACCACAUUUUAAAGACCCAUUUCUUUCAAACAUGGCAUUUACUUACUUCUAACUAUUGCAGAAUGUUUCUGCUGUAAUGUUUUGCCACUCAUAAUUGUUUUCAUUCAUCUGAGUUGUAUGAGUUUAUCUUUCUAGAAGAAAGAGUGUUCUGGGUAUUCUGUAGUGAGCUUUCUCAAAUUUUCCCUCUGAAUUAUUUUUGCAAAAUCAGCCCAAUAGUAGCUUGCCAGCUCCUGCUGCAGCUGCACCCUGAGCUACCUCAGCGAAUGUGUUCCUCAACAGUAGCAGCCAAUCUGACUGUACAGAUGUAGCUAUAACAAGUGCCGUACAACACAACUAUAUGAAUAUGCAGAAUGUACAAUGUACUGGAAAGUUCAACUGGCUUAGGAAUAGUAUUCCCCUUAGGGAUGUUACCUUUUGGAUUUCACAGAAUCAUAGAAUGGUGUGGAUUGAUCUUCAUGAGCGUCUCACGGGCCCCCCUCACAGUCUGUCCAGGUCCUUCUGGAUGGUAUCCUUUCCCUCUGGGUGUGUUGACUGUACCACACAGCUUGGUGUUGUCAACAAACUUGGUGAGGGUGCAGUUGAUUCCACUGUCCAUGUCACCAACAAGAGUGUUUAACAGCUCUGGUAGCAGUGCUUAUCCUUUCACAACACCACACAUUAUUGGACUCCACUUGGACAUCAAGCUGUUGACUACAGCUCUUUGAAUGUGACCAUCCAGCCAAUUCCUUUUCCAGGUCCACGCAUCAAAUCCGUGUCUCCAGUUUAGAGACAAGGUUAUUUUGUGGGACAGUGUCAUGCUUUGCACAAGUCCUGGUAGAUGACAUCAGUUGCUCUUUUCUUAUCCACCAUUGCUGUAACUCUGUUGCAGGCCACUAAAUCUGUCAGGCAUGAUUUGCCUUUAGUGAAGCCAUCUAUGUCAUAAUCUUACUGGGAACCAAGGUGGGACUCACAGACUUAUAGUUCCCUGGGUCUACCUUAUUUCCCUUUUUCCAAAUGUAGGCUAUAUUUCCUCUUUUCCAGGGAAGCUUUAGUUUUCGCAGUUUCAUAGACUUAGGCUGCUCAGAAAACCUCUUUUCCUCCCAGGCUACAUGUCAUUAUUUCCAUUCUCUGUAGCCUUUCUUUCAGUGUUUGAGUUCAUCCAGGAACUCCUUGUCCAUCUAAUGUCAUCCUGAUGUUUUUACCUGACUUCCUCUUUGUUGGGAUAAUCACUCCUGAGCUUGGAGGAGGUGAUCCUUGAAUAUCAACCAGCUUUCUUGGGCCCCUCUUCCCUCCAGGUCUUUAUCCCAUGAUUUUCUACAAAGCAGAUCCCUGAGGAGGCCAGAGUCUGCUCUCCUGAAGUCCAGGUAGUGAGCUUUCUGUGCACCUUCCUUGCUGCCCUAAGGAUCUCAAACUCCCUUUCAUGGUCUUUGCAGUUGAGGCUGCCCUUGAGCUUCACAUUCCCCACCAGCCCCUCCUCAUUGGGAGAAAAAGGCCUGGCAUAGCACCUCCUCUCCUUGGCUCUUCUAUCACUUGGAGAAGGAAGUUAUCAUCAUGGCACUCCAGGAAGCUCCUGGAUUAUGUGCUGCUGUGUUGACAGAUAUUAGGGUGGUUGAAGUUCCCUAUGAGGAACAAGGUUUGUGUACAUGAGGCUGCUCCUCUCUGUCUGUAAAGGGCCUCAUGUUCUCUGUCUUCCUUGGUCAGACAAUCUGUAGCACACCCUCACUAAAAAGUCACCUGUCCCUUGCCUGCCUUUAAUCCUGACCGAUUAACUCUCAGUCAGCUCCUCAUCCAUCCCCAGGUGAAGCUCCAUGAGCUCCAGCUCAUUAUUGACAUAGAGGGCAACACAAUCUCCUUGUCUACCCUUCCAGUACUUCCUGAAGAGCCUUUAUCCUUCCAUUCCAACACUCUUUAGAGCCAUCCCACUGUUUGUCCAUGACAUGCAACUGAGAUCAUAAGCCUGCUGGCAUGCCCACAUCUGUAACUCUUCUUGUUUAUUCCCCUUACUUUGUGCUAUUGCAUAGAUGCUUUGGAGUUGAGACCCUAAUGAAGCUUACUGGCUGGAGUGGCUAGAAUUUGUCUUGUUCUUCAGGUGCAUUUCUGCUGACCUGUGAUCCCUCUUCAGGCUCUGGACAUCUGUUGCUGGCACUGGCACCAAAUUGGGGAGUGGGGUAGACUGAGGUUCCCUUCCCCCCGGCAUCUUUAGUUUAAAGCCCUUCUCACCAGCUUGGCAAGCCUGUGGCAGAAGAUGCUCUUCCCCUCUUCUUACAGGUGCACCCCAUCAGCCCUCAGCAGACCCAGUUUCUGAAAGCAAGUUCCAUGGCCGGAUCAGCCAAACCCCUGGCUGGGACACAGCCUCAGAAGCAUUUGUUGAUUUGCCAGAUUUGACUGUCCCUUUCAAACACCUUCCCUUUGACUGUGAGCACUGAUGAAAAGACUGACAGAAUCUUAAAAAUUUUUAACUUAGGGAAAAUCUGAAUGUGGGUAUUUAUUAUGUUUGCUUUUUGGUUUUGUGGUACAAGUAUUGUCUAUCUUGUUGAUUCACCUUUAUUGUUCUAUUUCUUCAACACAAUUAUUCUUGUCAACACACUUCUAGAUUUGUGUGUAUCUGAAAGAUGCUGCCUCUUAGGGAGAUCUGCUUUUACAAGAUGUGCAGACAAGCUUUGUAACUUGACAGUACAUUUUAACAUUUGCUUAGCAGCAUGAAGGCACUAGUUAAGGCUAGUUUUUCCCAUCUAGUGUUCUGCCUUGAAUAAUUGAAAGCACAAACAUAACCCCUUAGUUAUCACAAUGCAUUGUUAAUGAAGGAUCAUGGUAAAAGAAAUAUUUUUUUAUACUUUGUGCUUGACUCAUUAGUGCCUGACUGCAAAAGCACAGUUGCAUCUCAGUUCUUGAUUCUCUAAAGUGUAUAAUAGUAGAUCCCUUGAUAUCUGUGAAAAGAGCAAGAUUUGGGAAAGAAUGGUAUUAUUCUACAGAAUAAAUAAAUCUAUUUAUUCUCUAAAUACAGAAUGGUAUUAUUCUAUUAUCUACACUGAUGUAGAUAGAAAGGAACCUCCAAAGGCCUUAGUCCUACCUUUCAGUCAGAUUAUGGACAACUUUAAGCAGUUACUCAAAGAAUUGUCCAUGUAAAUUUUAAAAAAUCAAAUGGAACAAAUUCUUUGUUCUUUGCUAUUCUGUUGGGCAGUCCUCACUGUGAAUUUGCUUUCCUAAUAUGUAACUAGGCUUUAAACAUACUGCAUCCCCUGUCUUUUGCCUUUUUCUCUGUUAACUGUAUAACUCUGAAGAGGAUUCUGGCUUCGUCUUCUCUAUACUGUGGCCUUAAGUUGUUAAAGAUAGGUUUAUAAUUACUUUAGCAUAUGUUAUUAAUGUCUGUUUAAAUAAUUGGUGAAGUAUCUGGUAAUGUGCACAGUGUAAGUUGGGCACAUGAUGUGAUUCUUUGGGGCUAUCCUGUGCAGGGCCAGGAGCUGGACUUGGUGAUCCUUGUGGGUCCCUUCGACCUCUGCAUCGUCUAUGAUUCUAUGACUGUAUAGUUAUGCCUUUGUAUAUGUCAUGCCCUUGAAUCAACUCUUAGUUACCUCCUAGUCCAUUUUUUUUUGAUGGAUGCACACUUGGUUCAAAGUGUAAUAAGGCCUUUGUAACAACCCAGGAGCAGCUAAGUGCCUUUUCAAAUGAUCCUUGAUUUGUUAUAUAGUGGUAAAACUUCUGCUUCUUUGAAUUUCUGCAUAACUCUUGAAAUAUCAGAACCAGUUUUUUAAACUUCGACUCAUAAUUUGACUCAGUUGCCUUGUCUGCUGGUCCUGUAAGUUGCACUGGUUUUGUGUAUUGAUAAAUUGAGGUCCUUUUUAUUUGGAAGAUAUUCCACAUAUCUGUGGAGACUUGCCUAUUUGUGACAUUACUGAUUACAGACAGCAAACUUGUGUCUGUAUGCCUAGAAAACUAUUAGUGUUUGUGGAUAGUACUGCCAGUGAGACCUGUGUGAUCAAUUAUCUUUCCCUCCUCUGAUUUAUGUCAGUAGGAAAGUGAUGAGUUGGGGAUAAGAGAUGUAGACCUACUACUUGUCAUUUUAUGCUGUUAGCUUAUACUUCUCUUUUUCAAAUCAGAGGUCAGCUGCCUACAAAAAGCAUUGUGUUGCCUUAACCUUUGGCCCUGAUAUGUUGUUAGGUAGAGCACAACUAUCGAACUUAGUAUUGUUACUGUUGUGCUGAAAGGAUACUAGUGAGAUUACACAGAAUUUUGUCUUUAAAUUAACUUCAUCUUCUGUAGCUUUGUUUGCUAUAUACAAGAUUGUUUGCCUGCUCUUUUCAAAGCAAAUUGUAACAGUUAGAAUAGAAAAUUUCUGAAGUAUUUAACUUCAGAGUUUUAUUGAUGGGGGAUGUGAUAUAGGAACAAAAUUGGACCAAAGUUUUUGUGCCUUCAGUAGUUUUAUAUGUAGAGUUUUUCAUAUUUGUACGUGUCUUAAGUAUAAUAAAUACAUUUUCCCCCUCUGGAAAAUGUAUAUUUAUAUUGUGGAAAAUUAAUAUUGUCUACUGACUAUACAAGAAGUGAACUACAGCUGUUUCAAUACAUAUUUAAUUAUUCUAUUGCCUUUCCCAUUGCAGCUUUUUCUUUUGUACUGCAAUAUGUAGAAAUCCAAGCAUAACUCAGUGUUAUUUCCAACGUCAGAUAAUAAUGACAUGUUGUGCUUGGAGCACUCCCAAAGAAAUUAAAUGCUUACAUAAUUGAAGGUCCUUGAUAAAUGAAAAAAGCUUCUAUGUUAGCAGAUUAAUGUCAUCACUGUAAGCAGUUUUUCAGUUCUUGGAAACUCUGCUUUAUUUAUGAGUGGGAAGCUACCACACAUGAACUUCAUUUGAAGCACUUUCCAAUUCUUUUUGAAUAUGUUACCCACUUUGUGCAGAAGUUCUGCAGCAGCACAAGAUAAAAGUUGCUAACCAAGCAGAUUCUUGCAUCAGAAUGUCAUUGCACUCACUGACCAAAGACUGUUCUGGUUUUACUGAGAUACAUGAAAACCUGUUUUCUCUCACACUCUUUUCUGAUGGGAAGACCCAAUGCAAAGUGGUCUCUAUUUGAGACUAUUACUGGUGGUAGAAACAGUGGAAAAUGAAACUGUAAUGUGAACCAAAUGGUGUGAGAGAAUGCAAAAAGUUAAUGCAUUGCUUUUAGUCCUGUACUCAAGACAAUAAACAUCUCUAAAAAUUGCUGUCAUUCCUUCAUUUUACAUGAUCUGUUCAUAGAAGUUCCUUUUGGUUUAUAAAAAUGUUCGUCUAACACAAGAAAAUACUGUAAAUAUUUGUACCAUCAUGUUUUGUUUGGUUUUUGGUUUUCUUGUUUUUAAAUCUGGCAAAAGAGUGUUUGGGGAAACAAAUGGAAAUGUAAAAUGUUUUUAUAUAAAAAGAUUGUCUGUAUAUUUUAAUAAGCAACAGCUUUCAUUUGUAAAGCAUCUUGUGGCAUUGCAUGAAAAGUAUUCCAUGUCUGUGGAGAUGACUUAAAACUGAAAGAAGAUGUAAGAUGUAUUAAAGAAACCUAUUUUGUGACUGUGUAGUGCAUGGUGAAUUUGAUUUUGUUUGUGCUGUAAUAUAUUCUGGGUUUUUAGGUUAGUGUGUUUUCUGAUUACAUGGUAUCUAUACCUAACUCUUUUCCUAACUCUAGUUGUUGUAGCAUGUCUUUUAAUAAAUGUAAUUAUGGCUGUACUCUCUUA
Messenger RNA from Corvus hawaiiensis (hawaiian crow), 9147 nucleotides. It is a transcript of the gene PTBP3, whose product is annotated as polypyrimidine tract binding protein 3. The record is from RefSeq and is a predicted model, not a curated record. Gene Ontology annotation, cellular component: nucleus. The coding region runs from base 324 to 1874 and encodes 516 amino acids. The transcript has 16 exons. Gene Ontology annotation, biological process: mRNA processing; regulation of RNA splicing. Lineage: Eukaryota; Metazoa; Chordata; Aves; Passeriformes; Corvidae. Gene Ontology annotation, molecular function: mRNA binding.